This is a messenger RNA of Diceros bicornis minor, 1963 nucleotides long. It is a transcript of the gene ARRB2, whose product is annotated as arrestin beta 2. The transcript is spliced from 15 exons. Lineage: Eukaryota; Metazoa; Chordata; Mammalia; Perissodactyla; Rhinocerotidae. Gene Ontology annotation, cellular component: cytoplasm. Bases 229 to 1500 code for a protein of 423 amino acids. Gene Ontology annotation, biological process: signal transduction; positive regulation of ERK1 and ERK2 cascade; G protein-coupled receptor internalization. Gene Ontology annotation, molecular function: angiotensin receptor binding. The record is from RefSeq and is a predicted model, not a curated record.
GGCCACGCGGCGGGACGUGGGCGGCGGCUCGGGGCGGGUGCUGGAACGGUCCCCAGACAAGGACACCGGGGAGAGAAUCCGGGAGCCGGACGCCUGGGUCCCUAGGGAGCAGCCAUCCGGGGCCGCACGCCUAGGUCCUCGAGGAUAAUGAGGGGGAUGCAUGCUAGGGCCCCUGCAGAAAGCGAGGGCUGAGGGGAUCAGGAAGCCGGCAUCUGAGUUCUCGCAGGGAUGUGGGGGCCGGAGGACUGGGUUCUCCGGUGCAGGCUGCGAUGCAGAGGCGGAGGAAGGAGGAGCAGGGUCUUCAAGAAGUCGAGCCCUAACUGCAAGCUCACCGUAUACUUGGGCAAGCGGGACUUUGUAGAUCACCUGGACAAAGUGGAUCCUGUAGAUGGCGUGGUGCUCGUGGACCCUGAUUACUUGAAGGACCGAAAAGUGUUUGUGACCCUCACCUGCGCCUUCCGCUAUGGCCGCGAGGACCUGGAUGUGCUGGGCUUGUCCUUCCGCAAAGACCUGUUCAUCGCCACCUACCAGGCCUUCCCCCCAGUGCCCAACCCGCCCCGGCCCCCCACCCGCCUGCAGGACCGGCUGCUGAGGAAGCUGGGCCAGCAUGCCCACCCCUUUUUUUUCACAAUACCCCAGAAUCUGCCCUGCUCUGUCACACUGCAGCCAGGCCCAGAGGACACAGGGAAGGCCUGUGGGGUAGACUUUGAGAUUCGAGCCUUCUGUGCCAAAUCAUCAGAAGAGAAAAGCCACAAAAGGAACUCUGUGCGUCUGGUGAUCCGAAAGGUGCAGUUUGCCCCAGAGAAACCCGGCCCCCAGCCUUCAGCUGAAACCACACGCCACUUCCUCAUGUCUGACCGGUCCCUGCACCUUGAGGCUUCCCUGGACAAGGAGCUGUACUACCACGGGGAGCCCCUUAAUGUCAAUGUCCACGUCACCAACAACUCCACCAAGACUGUCAAGAAGAUCAAAGUCUCUGUGAGACAGUAUGCCGACAUCUGCCUCUUCAGCACCGCCCAGUACAAGUGUCCUGUGGCUCAGGUCGAACAAGAUGACCAGGUAUCUCCCAGCUCCACGUUCUGUAAGGUGUACACCAUAACCCCGCUGCUCAGCGACAACCGGGAGAAGCGCGGUCUUGCCCUGGAUGGGAAGCUCAAGCACGAGGACACUAACCUGGCUUCCAGCACCAUCGUGAAGGAGGGUGCCAACAAGGAGGUGCUGGGAAUCCUGGUGUCCUACAGGGUCAAGGUGAAGCUGGUGGUGUCUCGCGGCGGGGAUGUCUCCGUGGAGCUGCCUUUUGUUCUUAUGCACCCCAAGCCCCAUGACCACAUCACCCUUCCCAGACCCCAGUCAGCUGCUCCUGAAACAGAUGCCCCUGUGGACACCAACCUCAUUGAAUUUGAUACUAACUAUGCCACAGACGAUGACAUCGUGUUUGAGGACUUUGCCCGGCUUCGGCUGAAGGGGAUGAAGGAUGAGGACGACGACCAGUUCUGCUAGGAAGGGGGGCUGAAAGAAGGGAGUGGAUGGUGCUGGGAGAGGUAGGGGCAGGAACAAGAUCCCCACUGUCAUUGGGGGGGGCCCAGCCUCACUUCCCUUCCCCUCCAUCUAGCGGCUUCCUCAACCAUCCCUUUCCCUCCCUCCCUCUCCCCAUCCCCCCUAGAUACACACUGGACCCAUCUCUUGUUGAAUGUGGGCAUUAAUUUUUUUACUACAGCUAUGCUUCCCCAAGCCCCCAAUGGGCAGCAAGCUGUGUUCACACCUAAAUUUUUUGGAGAGGGACACUGAAAAGAGGAGUGACAGUAGAAAAACAGGGGAGAAAGAACUCCCACACUCAGCCUCACACCAACACCCCCUUCUGUCACUAUCUCUGCUCCCAGUCCUUCAAGAUGAGACCCUUUGGGGGGCAAGGCCACUUCUUUGUUUCUGAGCAUAAAGAAGAAAAUAAACCUUUUAAUAGGCA